Microtus oregoni (creeping vole) is the source of this 6477-nucleotide messenger RNA. RefSeq names its product F-box protein 41 (gene Fbxo41). The coding region runs from base 435 to 3056 and encodes 873 amino acids. The record is from RefSeq and is a predicted model, not a curated record. The transcript has 13 exons. NCBI's taxonomy places the organism in Eukaryota, Metazoa, Chordata, Mammalia, Rodentia, Cricetidae. Gene Ontology annotation, molecular function: protein binding.
CCUCCCUGUCUCCUGGCUGCGCCCGGGCCGAGCGCCCCCUCCUCUCUUCCCCUCCUCCCUGCGUACCCCGCCCGUGAUUGCAACGCGAACCCCUCCCUGCUGCGCGGGUCUGGGGGACUCGGCCGCCCCCGCCCCAACUGGGAGGCGGCGGCGGCCACCAUAGCCUGCAGUGGGGACCGAGAUCCGAGGCCCGGUGGCGGCCCUGCGUCUGGACCCGGCACGCGGGGUCUGUGCCUCUGCGCCCCCAGCCCAGGGCCGCGGUGCCUUGCCUUGCCGAGGGCUAGAGGAGCCUCCCCAGGCCCUGGCUGUUGGUGACCAGAGCCGUCCUGAUCCCGCAGGCCGGGCCGGGCCCAUCAGCGGCCCCCCAUGAGCGCGCCCGGCUGACCGGUGAGGCGGCCGCGGUGGAGCCGGCGUGCCCAGAGGGCGGCGGGGCCAUGGCCUCGCUGGACCUACCUUACAGAUGCCCACGAUGCGGGGAGCAUAAGCGCUUCCGGAGUCUGUCGUCGCUGCGCGCGCACCUGGAAUACAGCCACACCUACGAGACGCUCUACAUUCUCUCCAAGACGAACAGUAUCUGCGACGGCGCGGCCGCUGCAGCUGCAGCUGCUGCAGCAGCCUCCGGUUUCCCGCUGGCACCAGAGCCCGCUGCCCUGCUGGCGGUGCCCGGAGCCCGGCGCGAGGUCUUCGAGAGCACGUCCUUCCAGGGCAAGGAGCAGGCGGCAGGAUCGGCGCCCGCGGGGCCACAUCUGCUGCACCAUCAUCACCACCACGCACCGCUGGCUCACUUCCCCAGCGACCUGGUGCCCGCCAGCCUUCCCUGUGAGGAGCUGGCCGAGCCAGGACUAGUGCCUGCCGCGCGCUAUGCGCUACGCGAGAUCGAAAUUCCACUCGGUGAGCUGUUCGCGCGCAAGUCCGUGGCAUCCUCGGCCUGUUCGACGCCGCCACCCGGGCCCGGCCCUGGUCCUUGUUCCGGGCCCGCCUCCGCAUCACCGGCGUCGCCAUCGCCUGCCGAUGUAGCCUACGAAGAAGGCUUGGCACGCCUCAAAAUCCGCGCGCUGGAGAAGCUGGAGGUGGACCGGAGACUGGAGCGGCUGAGCGAGGAGGUGGAGCAGAAGAUCGCAGGCCAGGUGGGCCGGCUACAGGCCGAGCUGGAGCGCAAGGCCGCGGAGUUGGAGACUGCGCGACAGGAGAGUGCUCGGCUGGGACGCGAAAAGGAGGAGCUGGAGGAGCGCGCGUCUGAGCUCUCGCGCCAGGUGGACGUGAGCGUGGAGCUGCUGGCCUCGCUUAAGCAGGACCUGGUGCAUAAGGAACAGGAGCUGAGCCGCAAGCAGCAGGAGGUGGUGCAGAUUGACCAGUUCCUGAAGGAGACAGCAGCUCGGGAGGCCAGUGCCAAGCUGCGGCUGCAACAGUUCAUUGAGGAGCUCCUGGAGCGCGCAGACAGGGCUGAGCGGCAGCUGCAGGUCAUCAGCAGCAGCUGUGGCAGCACACCCAGUGCCAGCCUGGGCCGAGGAGGUGGGGGCAGCGCCUCAGGGCCUGGGGCGAGAGGCCCAGGCAGAACGCGAGAACACCAUGCAGGCCCAGCUGUGCCAAGCACAUACGCUGUAUCUCGGCAUGGCUCCUCUCCCAGCACAGGGGCCUCCAGCCGUGUGCCAGCUGCAUCCCAGAGCUCAGGCUGCUAUGACAGUGACAGUCUGGAGCUGCCCCGGACAGAGGAAGGGCCCUCGGAGGACAGUGGCCCUGGGGGCUUGGGUUCACGGGCCCAGGCUACCAACGGUGGUUCAGAGCGGUCCCAGCCCCCUCGUAGUUCAGGCCUGCGACGACAGGCCAUCCAGAACUGGCAGCGCCGACCGCGCCGUCACAGCACCGAGGGGGAGGAGGGUGACGUCUCAGAUGUGGGCUCCCGAACCACUGAGUCAGAGGCUGAGGGCCCCUCCGAUGUUCCACGCCCUGGACCAUCUCUGGCUGGGCCCUUGAACAGCUGCCGGCUCUCAGCCCGCCCUGAGGGAGGCAGCGGACGGGCCCGGCGUGUGGAGAGAGGUAGCCCCUCACGCUCCAAUGAGGUCAUCAGCCCAGAAAUCCUCAAGAUGCGUGCUGCCCUCUUCUGUAUCUUCACCUACCUGGAUACCCGUACCCUGCUGCAUGCUGCAGAGGUCUGCCGGGACUGGCGCUUCGUGGCUCGCCAUCCCGCCGUCUGGACGAGGGUGCUGCUUGAGAACGCCCGAGUCUGUUCCAAGUUCCUGGCGAUGUUGGCUCAGUGGUGCACCCAGGCCCACUCAUUAACGUUACAGAACCUGAAGCCCCGACAGCGGGGAAAGAAGGAAAGCAAGGAGGAAUAUGCCCGCAGCACCCGGGGCUGUCUUGAAGCGGGACUGGAGUCCCUGCUGAAGGCAGCCGGUGGGAAUCUGCUGAUCCUGCGCAUCUCCCACUGUCCCAACAUCCUCACCGACCGGUCACUCUGGCUGGCCAGCUGCUACUGCCGUGCCCUGCAGGCUGUCACCUACAGGAGUGCCACAGACCCUGUGGGCCAUGAGGUGAUCUGGGCCCUGGGUGCAGGCUGCAGAGAGAUUGUCUCCCUCCAGGUGGCGCCACUUCAUCCCUGCCAACAGCCCACUCGGUUCAGCAACCGUUGCCUGCAGAUGAUUGGACGUUGUUGGCCCCACCUCCGGGCCCUGGGUGUAGGUGGUGCCGGCUGUGGGGUACAGGGCCUGGCAUCACUCGCAAGAAACUGCAUGCGGCUACAGGUCCUAGAACUGGACCACGUGUCAGAGAUUACCCAGGAGGUGGCGGCUGAGGUGUGCCGGGAAGGCCUGAAGGGACUGGAGAUGCUGGUGCUCACAGCCACCCCUGUCACCCCUAAGGCCCUGCUACAUUUUAACAGCAUCUGCCGGAACCUCAAAUCCAUUGUGGUGCAGAUUGGGAUUGCUGAUUACUUCAAAGAACCCAGCAGCCCCGAGGCCCAGAAGCUGUUUGAGGAUAUGGUAACAAAACUCCAGGCUCUACGAAGGAGGCCUGGCUUCUCCAAGAUUCUGCACGUCAAGGUGGAAGGUGGCUGCUAACCCGGGUGAGGGGCUGCAGGGCCCCUGCCAGCCCCACACCAAGGCACUCUUUGGACCUCUGGAGGGGCCCUGGCUUGGACUAGACCUUGGGAGGUCUAGUGUCACACCAGGUUCCAGACAGCGGUUGAGUACCCCAUCCAAUUCAAACAGCAAAGUGACAGGUGACCAGCACCGCCUCCCCAGGGAAAGGCUUGGACAGAAGCUGCCCCGAGACCCCCAUGACAUCCCCAGCUGGAGCAGCCUUCUGGCACAGCCAGCAGGGAGCUCCUGGUUGUCACCACCACUCAGAGGAUCUGCAGUAUCCACCCAGCAGCUCCUCAGCUGCUCAGGCAGGUCUCCUUCCUGAGGCCAGCGGAGCUCUUGUCAGGCCACGGGCCAGAAGGAGCUUAAGGCAGCUCAGACAUGGCUAAGAAGACACUUGGUCACUCCCUUCAGACAGCAGGACCAGGUCCACAUUCUCCAGUGAUAACCCAGGCAAGCCUAGGAACCCAGGUAGAAGGUUAGAGGAAAGUCGGGGCAGGGCCAUAGGGAUGAGUUUGAAAGGGUAAAAAAAAAUGUCUACAACUCCCCAGGAUGAGGCCCACAUCUUCCUGGCAGGUAAAGGACUGGCCAGCUGGAGGAGACUACUGUUAAGACAGAGUUCUCAUUAACACACCCAGAACUAAGUUUAAAGCAGUCCCUAUACCUACCACUCCCUGCUGAGGGACCACAGAGGGAGGAAGGGGGCUUGGGCCCCCUGCUGGGCUGGGGCUUAAGGGGGAAAGGAGGCCUGAUUUAUCUAACAGCUUACUUCAGGCCAGAAGUGAGGCACUGGUGCCAAGGCAGAGGAAAGAAUUUCCACAGUCCAUCUUCCUGAGUCUUUACAGCCCUGGGCCGAGACUACAGAGUACUUGGGGCAGGGUGUCCCAGCCCUUGCACCAUACCCAGAAGUCUUGGAGCAUCCCCAAGCGAGUUCCUCCUCUCACGGUGACCGAGGCUUGAGUCUUGGCAACCCUCAUUUGGGCAAAUCUUUCAAGUAACAGAUGCCUGACCUCUUGUCCAAAUCUUAGGGUUUUCUUUGCUCCUGUACAAGGUUGGAUCCUCUGGUCAGCUUUCUACAGCCGUGCCACAAGCUGGCCUGAGCAUGAACCCUGCCGUGGGUUGCCGCCUACCAAGUCCCUUCCAUUGCUGUACACCCUCCUGCUCAGUGCUCCCAGAUCUCACAGCUCUGCCUGUUUGUCAUCAUCACUGAGCUGUGGCUUGUUCUGUUGCUGUUCUGUGAAGACUGGAAUGCCAAGGCUGUCAUGCUGGAUACUCCAUGCCUAGUCCUGCAUGAAACCUUGGCUGUGGUGUCUACACCCCUACCUCUCACAGCUGCCUCCCAAGCCCUGUCCCCAGGAGUCACAGGCAACAGCACAACUUUCCUGCCUUCAGUGGCUCAGAAGGGAGGGGGAGGUGCCCUUGGGGCCUAGCUGCCUUUCGUAGGUCAGUUGUUUGCCAGCUGAAUCCAUGUAGUCCCUGCUCCCUGUGACUCCAAGACCAGAGGUGCUGCCCUUCUGUCUCCUGGAUAAAGCACAAAGCGAUGUGGUAGUCAUCGGCCAAGUCUGCCCCCAGGGGCUUCCAUUCCUCAACCCCAGGAUUAGGACAUCUCCCUGGACAGGGGAGGCACUAGAGUGCCUGGUGUUGAGGGAAAUAGGUCAGGGUGCAGUCAUCAGGGUAGGAAGCAAGGUCAAGAGGAUAGUUCCAGGCUCUACUACAUCCACACCACAUCCUGACCCAUGGAGAAACAUACGCCUUUUGCUGGCACAAUUCUGCCCUCUGAAAAGCUGUUUCCAAGAAACCCCAAGAGGCCUCACCUGUGUUCUUGCUCUGAAUAAAGGUGGGUAGAGUAAAAAUUGUAGACCUUCCAACCUAAGUGACAGGUCGCUGUGUCCUGGCUGAGUCUUGGGCAUCAAAGUCUUAAGGCAUGCCUUGAGAGCCAGCAGCUCUGCCCCCCACUUGUGGUUCCUUUGCUUUCUCCCCAGGGGACCAACCCUGCUUCUGGAUGCUGUGCUUACUUCCAUCUUUAGCAGUCCAGAGUUGGGGAUGGGCGUCUGGCUUCCCGAGAAGCACCUUAGCCCAUCUUCAGGCGCCUAAAGAAGAGCCCUUUGUGUCCUAUACUUACUAAGGUACAAAAACCAUGUGAAGGAAGCACAGGUCCAUGGAGAGGGCUCCUGGGUGGCAGUCACCUGGCUUCUCUUCCACUCCUACUCCUGCCACACAGCCUGGCCCUAGCACCUGUGAGUGUAGCAUGUUUGGCCUGAGUACUUCAUGCUUAUGCAGACUGCUUCUCCCCCACAGUAUGGCAAAACUAUAAAAAUGUAUGCACUCCUGCCCAGAACUCCUGCUUUCCACCCAUCAAGAGAAAGCACCCUGAAAUCAGGGUUCUUUUGUUUUUUAAUCCUAUGACAACAGAGGCCAAGCUGGUCCCUCAAGAGUUGCCUCAACUCUAACAGGUCUCCUUCCCAAGGUCUGCUGCUCCAAGGUUUGGAUCCAUCCUUUGCCUUUCCUGUCUCCAAGCCCUUAUGUAGGAUGCUUCAGAACACAGGCAGUGAGCUGUCAACCCGUUUCUGUAAGGCGCUAUGUUGAAGGAAAACUUCCCAGAGUGACAAUUGGUGCCAAAGACAUAGUUUCUGGUGAACUUGGAAUAAGUGUGACUGGGAUAUGGCCCAGUGCCCAGAGGAGUUAACCACUGAUGAGGUCUACCCCAGCCUGUCAGCCUGAUGAACUGGCAGUCUUUCUGUCCUCGGUGGCCAUACUUUCUCAUCCAGCCUUGGCUCAGGCCAGCAUCUCUGUAUAUAAUACUGUGUAGUGUGUAUAUUUACUCCUGGACAAGGAAGCUCAGCUCUAGUCCUUGCCUGGGGACCAGGCUGAAGGUUGGGUGAAGAGCAGAAUAUUAAUUAGGCUUUCCUCAACUUUUUGGGACCUUAGUCUAAGACUGCCCGACAAUCAAGCAGGCACCCCACCAUGAGGCCAGCUCUGGGCCUCUGCCCUUACCACAGUCCUGGGGGGAGGGAGGCUUGGUCUGAACCCCCCAGUCUCUACUCAUCCUGGUGGGGGUCUCAGAGGGCACUAGUGGGACAACUGACCCCAAGGCCCUGUCUUCCCUGCACAGCCAGGCUGCACCCUGCCCCAGCACAGUAGGCAGAGGGGAGAACAGCAGCUUUUGGAUUUACUGGUUUCUAAAGUGGUGCCUGUACCUCCAGCCCUCAGGGGGCCUUCCCUGGCCCCACCUUUCUGCCCCACCCAGGCAUUGCCAUCCCAGCACUUUGCUCCAUGUCACCCAGAUGCCCUUUGCCGAAUGUAUUGAGCACAUGUAUUUAAAAGGACUCAUGGGCAUCAGAGAAUUUAUGGUUCUGUAUCCAAUAAAAGAUGAAACUGAAAAAAAUUGGUCCAUGGAAAU